AGCGCUGUGUGACGUAUGACCUCCCAAAGCAUAGUGGAAGCAUGGCUGUCUGUGGCCACGAAAAAACUUACUUAUCUGUCCAGCUGCGUAUUUAGGACACAUUUGUCGAGAAAUGAAAACUUAGCACGGCAAUUUACUCGAAUUACUGCCAACUUUAGCUGGCUGCUUACUUAUAGAGAGACACAUAUCGGUUUGGAACACAACCGCUCGUUUGCUUAGACCCAGAAAAGGCAACACAAAGGAAAUGCGGUCGGUUAGUAUUGUGUAAAUUAUACAUUGCCUUUUUUUUCAGAGCUAGACUUCAAAACGCAUUUAAGCUCUUAAACGGCAAAUUUUUUGACUCAGGUUUUGGGAUUUUCCAGCCCGGUAGUUACAUUUUCAAUAUAGUAUGGCCGUCGCAUUGCUAAAAAUAGUAACCAACUCUUGAUCUUUUUGAUUUUUACACUUGUAUAACGAAACCCAGCUGCCAAUGACGUUUACCAUGAAAAGAAACCCGACUCGAAAAAAUGAAAGAAAGUAGCUAACAACGAGCUAACUGUCGUUACAGCCAAGAGGGGCUAGUUAGCAUUAGCAGCAGACCUAUCGCCGUUGUUAAGUUCGAUGUUGGUUUUCUUUUCAUUUCGCUCUUGUGACCCAACGUCUGUGGUUUAACAUCGAGUAGGUAAUUGUGUACAUAAACGAGCGUUGUGAGUGCUUCGGCGUUUCCCAUGCUAAUAUGCUAGCUGGGCUCCUGGUAAAGUAGCCGGUCUCGCCUGUGGCGCUUGCUCGCUUGCUUGGGUGGCAUCGACACGGACAAUGGCAGCGCCCUCGGCCGAGGCGGUGUUCUUGAUUAAAGACGUCAAGCCCGGCUCAAAAAACCUCAAUAUUGUAUUCAUCGUUUUGGAAAUAGGACGAGUGACAAAGACCAAAGAUGGUCAUGAAGUGCGAUCUUGCAAGGUGGCGGACAAGAGCGGCAGCAUCGCCAUCUCCGUUUGGGACGAGCUGGGCAGUCUCAUCCAGCCUGGUGACAUUAUCAAACUCACCAGAGGAUACGCGUCCAUAUGGAAAGGCUGCCUGACACUUUACACUGGAAGAGGCGGCGAUCUGCAGAAGAUCGGCGAAUUUUGCAUGGUCUACUCGGAAGUGCCCAAUUUCAGCGAGGCAAAUCCGGAGCUGCUCGCUCAAACAAACCAGCAAAACAAGUCGGGGAAACCUGACCAGAAUCAGAGGGGAAACUCUCCUCCCAAUCAGAAUUCAGGGACACCAUCUGCACCAGGUAAUGGCGCCAUGCCACCCUUUUCCAACAACGGCGGCAUCAACAGCGGCGGCGGCGGCGCGACGGGCAGCGCCCGCGACUCCGCGUUCGGGCGGCCGAACGGCCGCUCGCCCGGGAACGGAGCGGCUCAGCCUUCUGCGGCCGGACCCCCGUCUGCCACGGCCAAGUCAUCGGUUAGCAUUAGCAACGGCAGGGACCCGCGACGUGCCAAAAGAUGAACUGGGGUAGGGGCUGGGGCAGGGAACCCCUGACAUGGUCCCGCCUUUUCACCUUCACUUCAACUCGAUAUUGACUGCUGUCACGGCCACAUGUAGGGUAGCUGCAUCGCUCUUUAACACUGAUGGGAUUGUGCCCCUAAUUGCUUGCGAGUCUGCGGUUGAGCUGUUUGGAACUCCUUCUGAUGACUUGAGCCCCCCCCCCCCCCCCCCCCCCCCCCGCCCGCAAGGAACCCACUAAAUGUUAACAAACGCCCCGUCCCUGUCCAAUUUGGGCAAAUCAUACACCCAACUUUUUCCCACUUACAAGUUUAGACCGCUUGCCACAAUAGGAGCAAUAUUCAAGUGGGACCACUCCAAGCUUGACGGAGAAAGUUCACCAAAUAAAAUUUGCAACUGUUGUCAAACA
Molecule: messenger RNA, 1879 nt
Organism: Hippocampus zosterae (dwarf seahorse)
Lineage: Eukaryota; Metazoa; Chordata; Actinopteri; Syngnathiformes; Syngnathidae
Gene: nabp1a
Product: nucleic acid binding protein 1a
Exons: 6
Coding region: 796-1473 (225 amino acids)
Biological process (GO): response to ionizing radiation; double-strand break repair via homologous recombination; mitotic cell cycle checkpoint signaling
Cellular component (GO): SOSS complex
Molecular function (GO): DNA binding
Source: RefSeq, a predicted model, not a curated record